This is a messenger RNA of Lontra canadensis (Northern American river otter), 1732 nucleotides long. It is a transcript of the gene SPDEF, whose product is annotated as SAM pointed domain containing ETS transcription factor. Gene Ontology annotation, molecular function: sequence-specific DNA binding; DNA-binding transcription factor activity, RNA polymerase II-specific. The coding region runs from base 412 to 1419 and encodes 335 amino acids. The record is from RefSeq and is a predicted model, not a curated record. The transcript has 6 exons. Lineage: Eukaryota; Metazoa; Chordata; Mammalia; Carnivora; Mustelidae. Gene Ontology annotation, biological process: regulation of transcription by RNA polymerase II; cell differentiation. Gene Ontology annotation, cellular component: nucleus.
ACGGCUGCUUGACCUCCUCCCAGCACAUUCCUGCACUGUGCUCGUGUCCACACCGCCUUGCAGACCUGGCCCCCUGAGCCCACCACAGCCUCCAUGUAAGCCCCUCGGGCUAGGUCUUGCCACCGUGCCAACAGGUGGUCCUGGGCUGGGGGCAGAGGACUCCCUACGGGGCACAGGGCCCCAAGAUCUCAGAGGGAGCCAGGCCCCCAGCGGCCCACCCAAGUACACACCUCUGCCCCCAGCCCCGCUGGUCUUUGGCCCCACUGGUUCCCCCAGAUGCCUGGUUGAGACCCAGCAGUGGCCUGCACUACCGACAGCUUCUCCUGGCCCCCCGAGGUGGGUGCUGCAGCAGACGACUCCCUGGGCACGAGGCAGCUAACAGACACAGCCACCGGCCCAAGCGACAGCGGCAUGGGCAGCGCCAGUCCUGGCCUGAGCAGCGUGUCCCCCAGCCGCCUCCUGCUGCCCCCUGACACCGUGCUGCGGACAGGCCUGGAAAAGGCAGCCGCAGGGGUGGCGGGGCCCGAGAGACGGGACUGGAGCCCCAGCCCGCCGGCCACGCCUGAGCAGGGCCUGUCUGCCUUCUACCUCUCCUACUUCGACAUGCUGUACUCUGAGGACAGCGGCUGGGCUGCCAAGGGUCCCGGGGCCAGCACGCGGGAGGAGCCGUCCGAGGAGCCCGAACAGUGCCCAGUCAUCGACAGCCAAGCCGCCGGAGGGAGCCUGGACUUGGCACCGGGGGGGCUGACGCUGGAGGAGCACUCCCUGGAGCAGGUGCAGUCCAUGGUGGUGGGCGAGGUGCUCAAGGACAUCGAGACCGCCUGCAAGCUGCUCAACAUUGCUGCUGACCCCGUAGACUGGAGCCCUGGCAACGUGCAGAAGUGGCUCCUGUGGACGGAGCACCAGUACCGGCUGCCGCCCGUGGGCAAGGCCUUCCAGGAGCUGGGGGGCAAGGAGCUGUGUGCCAUGUCGGAGGAGCAGUUCCGCCAGCGCUCUCCUCUGGGUGGCGAUGUGCUCCACGCCCACCUGGACAUCUGGAAAUCAGCGGCUUGGAUGAAAGAGAGGACUUCUCCCGGGACCAUCCACUACUGUGCCUCCGCCAGCGAGGACAGCUGGACCGACAGUGAGGUGGACUCCUCCUGCUCCGGGCAGCCCAUCCACCUGUGGCAGUUCCUCAAGGAGCUGCUGCUCAAGCCUCACAGCUACGGCCGUUUCAUCCGGUGGCUCAACAAGGAGAAGGGCAUCUUCAAAAUCGAGGACUCCGCCCAGGUGGCCCGGCUGUGGGGCAUCCGCAAGAAUCGGCCUGCCAUGAACUACGACAAGCUGAGCCGCUCCAUCCGCCAGUAUUACAAGAAAGGCAUCAUCCGGAAGCCGGACAUCUCCCAGCGCCUCGUCUACCAGUUUGUGCACCCCAUCUGAGGGCUGCAGGCCAGGCCAGGCCUUAGGCAGGCCAGGCCUUAGGCCUGAAACUUGCCCUCACUAGUCCUCCCUCCUGCCCGCCCCUGCCUCUGCCGGAGCUGCAGGAGAGGGCAGUGGGCUGGCACUGGAGUCCAAGGUCAGGGAGGCGGCAGCCCACAGCUCCCAGGGGUCUAAGGGAGCUCUCUGGAGCCCAAGGGACCCCAGGGUGGCGGUGCUUCCUCCUUGGGUCUGACUGCUCACAUGCCCGGUCCUCUGGAGGAUGGAAGAAGGAUCCAAGCCAUCCUCAGUAUUCACGGCUCCCCGGGGAAGGCUC